This is a messenger RNA of Actinia tenebrosa (Australian red waratah sea anemone), 1353 nucleotides long. RefSeq lists its product as uncharacterized. The record is from RefSeq and is a predicted model, not a curated record. Gene Ontology annotation, biological process: nervous system development. Gene Ontology annotation, cellular component: neuron projection; neuronal cell body; transport vesicle. Lineage: Eukaryota; Metazoa; Cnidaria; Anthozoa; Actiniaria; Actiniidae.
CUUGGAGCGACUGAGAUAACAGCUGAUGUGUUUCUUUGAAUCACUAGCUCCCUCGACCAAGUAAAAUAUUACCAUGAACUGAAUGAUGCUUCGAUAAAGAAGGAUAUUUCGAUGUGGAUAUCGAUCCCACUGGCAAACAGGUUUAUACCAACGGUCACAAGGGAAAAUAUUUAGAUUGAUAUUAACGAUAAUAUCAGCUAAUUGAAAUUGCGUUUACUACCAAGCGAAAACAUGAGUAGGACUUGAGAUAAAAGGUUUUUGAUAAUACGGCCGCUCAAAACUACGAACUUAAUGGAUCAUCUAACUUCGAUUUCUCGAGGAUAUUUCAUUACUAAUUUCAUGAGAAUUUAACUCAUUAUGAGCAAAGAUCAGCCGAACGAUCGAGGAAAUUCAAACGAUCUUUUUCGACACGGUGAGGAAAAAGUGACAAAGUCGGCCGAGUCGCUUCGGGAUGGACAACACAUUUAUCCUCGUCUGCCAAGCUAUAGCGAAGUACCUUCGACACAUCCCAGCUAUCUUCAGUACAAUCAUUCAAACGAGAACUAUUUACCACCUUGGCACAAUGGAUCAAAUGUUCAAGACACUGGUGUGCCGCAGGGAUCUAGGUUUGGUCUUAUCAGGGGUUUUCAUCAACAAAUGUACGAACAAAACCAAAAUUCAUUACAAUGUUGUGACUGUGCUAGUUUUCAAGUCACAAAGCAUGGCUCAAAAGACGCCAAAUGCAACUGGGGAGUUAUAUUUGGUUUAUUAUUGAUAAUACUUGGAGUGUUCGCCCUUAUCAUGGGCUUCACGCUGCCUCAAAAAUCCUACACUUACUCCGAACGACAAAGACUUACUCCUCAGGAGAAAGAAGAUAUAGAUAAUAUUAACUUUUACAUUGAAAUUUUUAUAUUAUCCGGUCUAACGGUGCUAUCUCUGGGUGGAAUCGUAGUAUCGCUUGGUAUCCUGUACCCAGCGUGUCGUCGGCGGGGUACGCCAGAUGAAUACAACGAUUCAGCUUUCAGUUAUGGUUCCGAAGUCUAUGUAAAAGAGGAAAAAGUUGGACUUUCGGGAAUGGAAGGCGAUCAGAAAACUUUGGUCAAUUUUGGCUUUCAUAAAAAUGUUGUUCCUACGGACGUGACGCUACGAAAGGUGCAGCCAGAGACAGAACAAACAAUCCCCUUUCAAGCAGACAGCAAGCUGUUCAAGUAAAAAUAACUGCUGACCGCUCGACCAGUUGCGCGGAAGGCACCGAAAUAAAAACGAAAAUCCCCAUGACCAAUUAAUCUCGAAUGCAAGGGCUCUAUAGAGAAACUACGAUUCAUAUAAAUCUUUCGCAGUCGAUAAAUAUAUUUAGAGACGGUGGGCACUGGG